AUGCAUUGCCUGAAAAGUCUGAGGACAGCUAACCCGGGAAUCUUGCAGCUUUUUAAAAAUGCAGGGAUCUCCGCCAGAGUUGGAGCUGACAACAUUGUUUUGUCCAGGACGCAGCAACCUGUUCCUUUUCCCUGCCGGGCCGCAGCAUCACCCCACACCCACAGAGCUUUUCAUCACCAGAAGGGCCCUGACCAAGGACACUCAAAAAGUAGGUUGAUGUCGAGUAUGGAGGACCUACUUUUCUACACCAUCACUGAUGGCAAAGAGAUGAUCCCCCUCUCCCAGUUCAUCUCUGCUUUGAGAAAAACUGGUUUGUUGACGUCUGACCCUCGGCUGCGUGACUGUGUCCAUCAGAUGCGACAAUCCACACGUGACUCUACCGGGCCAGUCAUGAUGGACAAGAUGCUAUUCAGAAGAUGCGUGGGCAACAACAUCAUGCUGCUGACUAAGGCCUUCAGAAAAAAGUUCAUCAUCCCGGACUUUGAAGAGUUUGCCCAGCAGAUUAAUAAGAUGUAUGAUAGUGCACAACAGCAGGAGGUUGGACAAGUAGCUAAUUACAUUCCUCAGCUGGCUAAGUUCAGCCCUGAUCUGUGGGGUGUAUCUCUGUGCACAAUCGAUGGACAGAGACACUCUGUGGGUGACACAAAGGUUCCCUUCUGUCUGCAGUCGUGUGUGAAGCCUCUGGAGUACGCCAUCGCAGUGCACGAGUUCGGCACUGAGCAUGUUCAUCACUUUGUGGGCAAAGAGCCCAGUGGAUUCAAGUUCAACAAACUGUCUCUAAAUGAGGAAGAUAAACCACACAACCCAAUGGUGAAUGCUGGAGCUAUUGUCAUCAGUUCUUUAAUUAAGCCUCAUUCAAAUACAGCCGAGAAGUUUGACUGUGUGAUGGAGUUCUUGAAAAGCAUGGCUGGUAUGGAGUAUGUGGGAUUUAGCAAUGCAACUUUCCAGUCAGAGAGGGAAACCGGUGAUAGGAAUUAUGCAAUUGGUUAUUACCUCAAAGAGAAAAGGUGCUUUCCUGACAAUGCUGAUAUGACAGCAGCCCUUGACUUCUACUUUCAGCUGUGCUCAAUUGAGGUGACCUGCGAGUCAGGAAGCGUUAUGGCUGCCACACUGGCCAACGGAGGUAUUUGUCCAAUCACAGGCGAGCGUGUGCUGAGCGCCGAAGCCGUUCGCAACACCCUGAGUCUCAUGCAUUCCUGUGGCAUGUACGACUUCUCCGGACAGUUUGCUUUCCACGUGGGCUUGCCUGCUAAAUCUGGCGUUUCAGGUGCUGUUCUGCUGGUGGUCCCCAACGUCAUGGGCAUGAUGUGUUGGUCCCCACCUUUGGAUCGGCUUGGAAACAGCGUUCGUGGCAUUCACUUUUGUCAGGAGCUGGUGUCUCACUUCAACUUCCACAAUUAUGACAACCUGAGACACUUUACUAAAAAACACGACCCCAGAAGAAGAUCAGAUGAUGAUUUAAACAAGUCAGUGGUAAAUCUGAUGUUUGCAGCCUACAGUGGUGACCUCUCUUCUCUGAGGAGAUUUGCCCUUUCAGCUGUGAACAUGGAGCAGAGAGACUACGACUCUCGCACAGCGCUCCACAUUGCUGCAGCAGAAGGUCAUGUAGAAGCUGUAAUCUUUCUAACUGAAAUAUGUAAAGUGAAUCCCCACAUGAAAGACAGAUGGGGGAACACACCCUUGGAUGACGCCAUGCAGUUUGGCCAUGAUGUUGUUGUUUCAGUCCUGCAAGAGUACCAGUGUGUGUACAAUGACAGCGACCCACCAGGCGACACAGAGGAGCAGAAGCCCACGCUGGAUACGUUGAAGAGCAUUGUUUAAACCACAAGGGAUCAUAAGGGUUUGAAAAUGGAAAUUAAUCUAUUUCAUUAUGCACCUGAGAGAACUGAAAUGACACAGGAUGAUUGAGAGACACGAAGAAUGAAUGGGUGUAUCUUAAAUGUGGUAAUAGAUGUUUUAUAAUAAUGAUGUGGGGGUUGUCCUUUAGCUUUAGAAAGCUAUACAGUGCAGGAUUAAAUCCCUUUUUAAUGCUUUUCUGCACACUGGAGAAAUCUUUCAACAUUGUAAAAUAUCGACAAUGCACAAUAAAUACAGGCCAUGCGUUGCUUGUGUGGAGAAAAAUUACAUUAAUUUAAGCCAUGAUUUGGCUUGUGUUGCAAUAUUAAUAAACCGUUUGUGCUAAGCUUUUGAUAGAGAAUGCCACUAAGAGAUGUAAAUAUCUUAUAUAUUGUGUUUAUUUAUUCUUUUUAAUAUUGACAUCUAUUUUGCUUCAUUAGUAUGUCAUUUAAUCAGGGGAUUUUAUGCCCCCUGUGUAAUAACUGUAUAAAUAUUCCCAAAGCUGCUUUAUUAAUUAUUCUACCUCAACAGGAGGUGAUUCACUUGCAUUUGUGCCUGUAGCACUGGAGGUUUCAUUAUAGUUUAUGCCAGUUCAUUGACGCUCAUAUAGUCCAGUUUAUUCACUGCUGUUACAAUGAGUUUAUGUGGUUAUUGUUUUAUUUUUGGAGGAAUUGCUCUUGCUUCAUUAAAAUUACCUUUUUUGUUCGGAAACAUCUGUGCGUCUUAUGCGCUGGGAACAUUUGAGUUACUCUUACACAAAAUAUAUUAUUCAAUUUAUGCAAAUGACUGUUGGAAACUAGACAGUGUGUAGAAGUGUUUCUGACAUAAUGAAAAGUAAAGCUUUUGUUUGUUAGUAUGCAGUGUCCCGAGAAUCUCAACCACCAUAGGAUUAAUAGUGUAUAUUUAACAGUGCUAAAUGCAAACUAAAUCAUAUGAUAAAAAUGUAAUACUCUACACUUAAAUCAUCUCAUAUUAUUGCAUCUUAUGUCUUUGUAAAUAUGUAUCAUCCUGCUGUAAAUAAAAGUAUAAAAUGUGAAA
Messenger RNA from Micropterus dolomieu (smallmouth bass), 2874 nucleotides. Its product is annotated as glutaminase kidney isoform, mitochondrial-like. Gene Ontology annotation, molecular function: glutaminase activity; protein binding. The transcript has 18 exons. Bases 1 to 1821 code for a protein of 606 amino acids. Gene Ontology annotation, biological process: L-glutamine catabolic process. The record is from RefSeq and is a predicted model, not a curated record. NCBI's taxonomy places the organism in Eukaryota, Metazoa, Chordata, Actinopteri, Centrarchiformes, Centrarchidae.